GCAGCAGGGGACCAAUCAGGUGUGAGUUGAACGCGCACGAGAAGCCUGUACCUGAGAAGCCUUCACCUGUAAACGCACUCAAGCGGCGUUUAGUGCCUCUGUCACCUGCAGCCACCUGCAGCCACCUGCCCCUUUGUCUAACACCUGAGAAAGCGUUAAACAAACAAACAAACAACAACAACAAACAUCAAAACAACACCAAAGUGAGCAGCCAUGCCAAGCGUAAAGGUUGUGUUGUUAUUUGGUCUGGUUUUGCUCGGGGUUUCACGCGCCGCUCCGGAGGACGUUUACACCAAGGUGCUUCGCCUGCUCUCUCCUGGGGAACAGAACCUGAGGGACUCCGCGCUUCGCUCCUUAUUGAAGCUUGUGGAGAAACGUGUGCAGUGUAGCGGCGUGUCGUGUGGAAAGUGUCUGUCAGAGGACAGUGUAGGGCAGCUGGUGAGUAACUACUCCAGCUCCAGUGGUGUGCAGGUGGACGGCUUCUUCAGGUUGGCUGCUGGAUGCUUGCUGCUGCUCAGCUCCCCUUCAAACACCUGCACAGCCAUCAGAGAGGGACGCUGGGAGCAGGAGACCAGGCACUUCAUCCGCAUGCUGUUGGACCACAGUGAACACAGCCUGGAGGAGCUCUUACAUGACAUCCAAGAGCAUUAUCUGCCUGAACAUCAUGAGCACUGCCUCACUCUGGCUGACAUCCUGAACGAGAGCGAAGUGACUCUGCCUGAUGGAGACCAUCAUCACACUGACCAUCACACUGACCUCGAUACUGUGUUCGGUGUCCUACUCUACCACGUCUUACUGGGAGACUGCAUCACCUCUCACAGCCUUCCUCCUGAGGACUUCUUCCUGGAUUACGUAUUCACCCACUACGGCCCAGACCGCAUCACUCUUCAAGACCUCGACAGGUUGAUGAAAGCUCUGAACCUGGGAGAGAAAAAGGCUAAUGACGUUGAGCAUGACCACAGCCACGAGACCCAUAAUGAAGACAUGAGACUCAUCCAACAUGAUGAAGAGGGCCUCGGGCAGAGUCGCGAUGAGCCUCGGGCCUCCAACAACAGCUGGGACACGGGCUGUUUCAGUGCCAAGGAGUUGCUGAUGAUCUACCAGAUGAACAGCUCCGGACUGGAAAGAGAUCAGUUCGCUCGCCUGAGCCCAGCUCUGAUCCAGCAGCUCCUUAAUAAAUCCUGUACUGAGACCAAACCCACGACGGUGGUGUCCGACUCCCUCAGCACCACAGAGCGAUACGUGUACGCUACCCUGGCCAACACGCUGAUCUGUCUGACGGCCAUGUUCGGGAUCGUGGUGCUGCUGUGUACGACCUGCAGCAGCCUGUUCCAACUGUGCAUUCAGUUCUGCAUCAGUCUCGCCGUGGGCUCGCUGACGGGUGACGCGCUGCUCCACCUCCUUCCCACGUUCUUGGGGUUACAUGUGCACAGCGAUGGAGCAAGUGAAACCGCACAUGACUCUACAUACAUCUUUAAACUGCUGGUUCUUCUGGGAGGGAUCUAUUACUUCUACCUGAUGGAGACCAUGUUCUCAAUCUUCACUUACAAAGACAAACACUCUCCUCACCAUCACCAUGCUGAGGAGGACGAGCCGCACCACUGCGACCACGGCAAAGUGCUGCAGAUGUACCAGAAAGAGCAAAAGAGCAAACUCUCCACAUCCCAAGCAGACCUGGUAGAUGGAGAAAAAAAGUCCUUCCCAGAAGCAGAAGAAACCCCUCGUUCAAGAGAGCAGCGCCUGCUUCCGUAUAUGAUUACAAUCGGCGACAGCAUUCAUAACUUCGCAGACGGUCUGGCCAUCGGCGCCGCCUUUUCAGUCUCCUGGCGCUCUGGAUUGGCUACAUCUCUGGCUGUGCUUUGCCAUGAACUUCCACAUGAGCUAGGUGAUUUUGCUGUGCUGCUGCACUGCGGCGUGUCUGUGAAGAAAGCUCUGCUGUUAAACGUAGGCAGCGCUCUGACCUCCUUUAUCGGUCUCUACACCGCUCUCUCAAUCUCCACCGACUCUGCAGCCAAAGAGUGGAUAGCAGCAGUCACGGCAGGCCUCUUCCUCUACGUAGGGCUCGCCGAUAUGCUUCCCACCAUGAUUCACGUGGACAGCAAGAAGCCAUGGAUGACAUUUCUGCUGCAGAAUCUGGGGUUGCUUUCUGGCUGGGGAAUCUUACUGCUGCUCUCUUUUUACGAGGACAAGAUAGGCAUCUAGAGGACUUUUUUUUUAACCCCUGAUAGUCAGGUUAAUUUAUGUCUUGCUUGUAGUCCAAGGCCCGUAUUCAUAAAGAUUCUUAGAGGAAAGAGGUUCUCCUAGUGAUGUAAAUCUAAGAAAAUACUUUGAAAUUUUGGCGCUUGCCUUUAAAAUUAAGGAGAAGAUCCUAGUAAAGAUAAAAGUUCUUCAUAAAGCAUCUUUUAACCCUUAAAACAGCUCAUAAGGUCAAAAGGUGUUAGGAGUCGUGAGGAGGACGUUUAAGAGGAUCAAAAGCUUCUUUAGCAGCGGAGAAAAUGUCCGAAAGAUGAAGAGGGACAAGAAACGUAUUGUAUACAAUAUUUAAUAAUGAUAGUGAGUUAAUAAGAUGAUACAGAUUAGAUGGUGUAGGGAUUCUUUUUGUGACUAAUCAUAUUAGAGAUCACAUCUCCUACACAGCGCAGAAACGCCAUAUAUAUAAUCACAGUCUUCCAAAGUCACCUAGUAACAGGGUUAAGCCCUGCAUCCUGACUAACGUUUUUAUAUUUCCCUUGUUCAGAGUUGCUCUGAGUUUGGUCCUGAAUCACUCUGAAGAUAAGAUUCCUAGUUAGAAAUGUUUAAGCAACAUUAGGAGCUCUCUUACAAGAUCACUCUUACAAUCUUACAUUAGGAGCUCUCUUACAAGAUCACUCUUACAAUCUUACAUUAGGAGCUCUCUUACAAGAUCACUCUUACAAUUUUACAUUAGGAGCUCUCUUACAAGAUCACUCUUACAAUCUUACAUUAGGGGCUCUCUUACAAGAUCACUCUUACAAUCUUACAUUAGGAGCUCUCUUACAAGAUCACUCUUACAAUCUUACAUUAGGAGCUCUCUUACAAGAUCACUCUUACAAUCUUACAUUAGGAGCUCUCUUACAAGAUCACUCUUACAAUCUUACAUUAGGAGCUCUCUUACAAGAUCACUCUUACAAUCUUACAUUAGGAGCUCUCUUACAAGAUCACUCUUACAAUCUUACAUUAGGAGCUCUCUUACAAGAUCACUCUUACAAUCUUACAUUAGGAGCUCUCUCAGAUCACUCUUACAAUCUUACAUUAGGAGCUCUCUCAGAUCACUCUUACAAUCUUACAUUAGGAGCUCUCUUACAAGAUCACUCUUACAAUCUUACAUUAGGAGCUCUCUCAGAUCACUCUUACAAUCUUUACGAAUACGGGCCCUGAUAAUAUAUAUCUAACUUUUUUUUUGUUCAGCCCCUUUGGCUCAAAUAUUUUUUGGUGGCCACAGUUCAGUGUGUGUACUUGUUGAACAUCUAAUUCCAUAUCUAGUCCUAGUCCAUAACCUCCACUUUAUUUAUCUAGUAAUUUCCACUAGACCAUUGCUCUGGGGCUUUGUGCUCAUUCAGCAGGAGGCCUGGGGUGUUCCAUUUCAUCCCAAAGGUGGUCACUGGGGUUGAGUCAGAGUCAGAGCUCUAUGCUGGACACUCAAGCUCUUCACUUUUCACUCCAUUCCUCUCAAACCAUUUCUUCAUGGAGCACAUUCCUCCGCUCCAGUGAAGGGAAAGUGUAAUGUUACAGCAUACACACACAUUCUAGACAAGUGUGGCACACCGUUUGAGGAAGAACCACAUGUGGAUGUGAUGGUCAGGUGUGCAAUAACUUUUAGCCAUAUUCAUUAGUGUAUGUUGACUGUAUACUUAAAAAAUGUUAGCCAAGUCAGACAUACUCGUGUUUGUUUGUUUGUUUGUUUGUUUGUUUGGACAGGUAGCUCGACAGACUGCUCAGUCGGAUUGUUUAAGUAUUAAAAUGCAGAACUUCCUCCUAAAAAUUCAGAAAGGUUGGCAAAGCCAUUUCACGCUUUAAUAUUUAUACAAACUGGUUCAAUUCAGUGUCCCAUUUUCCUUUAGUAACAAUCAUAUGCACUGGGUGAUUACUUUACUAAGCACACCUUCCAUGUUUCUACAUUCACUGGCCAGUUUAUCAGAUAUUCAAUAAUUAGCACAUGUACACUGACAGCGAUGCUGUAACUGAUGCACUCACUCCAGUGACUGAAUACAAAACAUAAAAUGGCCAGAAGUAAAAGGUAGAUGUGGAUUGUAGUUGCUGACGUUUGUAGAUUGCAUUUUUAUAUUUUUCUUCAGAAGUAUAUUAAUGAUAUUCCAAAUGUAUAACGAUUGAUAGUAAUGAUGUUAUGGUUAUUUUUUUUUUUUUUUGUUCUGUUAUCAAUUUAUGACCAAACGGAUAAGUUUAGCAGCUUGAUAUUACAAAACAAUAAACAAGGAAACAUUACCCUUUUAUUUAUUUACUUAACGUGCUUUUUAAGCCGACUGCAAAUAAAUACAAAUGGAUUUAAA
Molecule: messenger RNA, 4526 nt
Organism: Tachysurus vachellii
Lineage: Eukaryota; Metazoa; Chordata; Actinopteri; Siluriformes; Bagridae
Gene: slc39a4
Product: solute carrier family 39 member 4
Exons: 12
Coding region: 214-2202 (662 amino acids)
Biological process (GO): zinc ion import across plasma membrane; intracellular zinc ion homeostasis
Cellular component (GO): membrane
Molecular function (GO): zinc ion transmembrane transporter activity
Source: RefSeq, a predicted model, not a curated record